CGGUGAACACACGACAAUAUUACAUUUGUCAAUAUUCAUAUUAUUAUUAUGUAGACUCAAGACAACGAUAGACGACAACAAAAAAAAAGCAAUAUCUAAUAAUAAUAAUAUGAAACACAAUGCACACAGAUAAUUAGAAAUAAUUAGACUACAAAAUUCAGAUGAGCAACGUCAGUGGUAUGGCGGAAGAACAGCACUUGUCGUAUCCACUGCACGAAUGUGUGUUCGAAGGUGACGUACAAAAGUUUGCACGGUUGAUGAGAACGGAGGAUCUGUCGAAAAAAGACAAACACGGUAAUACGGCACUGCAUUUAGCCAUCAUGCUUGGUCGUAAAGAUAUAGUGCAAUUGUUGCUUGCUCACAAUGCACCAGUGAAAGUAAAAAACAUAAAUGGAUGGACCCCUUUGUCUGAAGCAAUUAGUUAUGGAGAUCGUCUUACUAUUAUAUCAUUAUUAAAAAAAAUGAAACACCAAGCAAGAGAACAGAUUGAAGAAAGACGACCUAAUUUAGUAUCUGCGUUGAAACAAGUUGGAGAUUUCUAUAUGCAAAUAAAAUGGGACUUUCAGAGUUGGGUGCCUUUAGUUUCUCGAGUUCUACCCUCAGAUCUUUGUCAGAUUCAUAAAAGAGGCACAUCGUUUAGAUUGGAUACAACACUAGUAGACUUUGCAAUGAAUGACAUGAAAUGGGAACGUGGAGAAAUUACAUUUCUGUUUGAUGGUGAUGCUAAACCGCCACAUUCUCUUAUUGUCAUGGACAACAAAGCUGGUGUUUACCAAAGAGUCAGAUAUUUAGAAACUGAAUCAGAGAUUGAAGAUGAAGUUGAUUUAAUGAUGAGUACUGAUAUAGUUACUGCACAAAUGUCUACAAAAUCAAUAACAUUUUCUCGUGCCCAAUCGGGAUGGAUAUUUCGACAAGACAGAAAAGAAACCAUUGGAGAUUUCAAUGCUGAUUUUUAUCAUAUCAAUGGAUUAACAUUAGAACAGAAAAAACGAAGAGAACACUUAUCUGAAGAAGAUCUACAAAAAAAUAAAGCAAUCAUAGAGAGUUUAACUAAAGGAGGAUGCGCUAUUAAUAUUGAUUGCAAUGGGGAACCUGUAAGACGAGAAUCACUUCUUCCCCCAACACCUGCAUUAUGUACAUGGAAGGAGUAUUUUACAUCUCCGGCAGGACAACAUCCAACCCUAGCGAGAGAAAUGGUUUUUAAAAACACAACUAGAGGAUUUAAAGCUACAGUUGCUAUGAGUAUGGAUUUCCCUCUAUCAGUUGCUAUGCUAAUGGAUGUACUUGAAGUUACUGCUCCAUUUAAACAUUUUGCCAAAUUACGCGAUUUUGUGAAUUUAAAAUUACCACCAGGGUUUCCAGUCAAAUUAGAUAUUCCAAUACUGCCAACAGUGUCUGCUAAGAUCACAUUCCAGGCUUUUGAGUUUCGCGAUGACAUAGAUUCUGAUCUUUUUGAAGUACCAGCAAACUAUGUUGAAGAUCCAUCUAGGUUUCCAGAUUUAUGACGAUUUUUGGGUUCCACAACAUUAUCAUAGAUUAAAAACUAUUUGAAGAUGCCAUCAAAUCAUAUUAUAGUUUUCUCCUAGGUUACAGAAUUACUAAAGCCUGGUGACAAUUCAUCUGAUCAAUAUAUUAACAUCAAUAUAUUAUUGUGAUAUGUAGACGGCACAUCUGUAUUCAUUGCUUUAUGUAACUCUUACCAACAAAAAUUCUUAAGAGAAAAAACUCGGAAAUUAGUGACUAUUAUUAUUUAUUAUUAUUUAUAUAUCUUUACUUUUUGAAAUUUCUUUGUAAAACAUUAUUUAAUUUUACUUUUUAAUUGUGCACAGAGUUUUUUCAAAUUGUAAUAUUUCUUGUGAAUGUGUUAAAAAAUAAGUUAACUUAUUUUAUUUAUUUAUUCGUCCUACAAUUUCAAAUUAUAUUACUAUAAUUUUGUUAUUUUAUUUUUUAUAUUUACUUAAUGCAUUUAGAGUUUGUAUUUAAUUGCAUUUGAAAAGUAUUUUUUUUUUAUUCUUCCGAAUUGCAACUACAGUAUUUAUUGCUAUUGUUUUGUUUUUUUAAGGAGGGGGACUUAAAAAUUAGAUUGUGUACAAUCUAUAUGUAUUUUUUUUUUUUAGGUUUGCUAUAUACAUAAUUACACAAUACUGGUGUAUUGAAUUAAAUGAGAUAAUUAUCAUUAUCUAAAUUAUGUAUGUUAUUUAGAAUAUUAUUUCCUUAUCUCAACAUUGUAUACUUUUAAUUUUUAUUAUUUUUAGUGGCACUA
This is a messenger RNA of Aphis gossypii (cotton aphid), 2263 nucleotides long. RefSeq names its product ankyrin repeat domain-containing protein 13C. The transcript has 10 exons. Gene Ontology annotation, molecular function: protein binding. Bases 162 to 1505 code for a protein of 447 amino acids. Gene Ontology annotation, cellular component: cytoplasm. The record is from RefSeq and is a predicted model, not a curated record. Lineage: Eukaryota; Metazoa; Arthropoda; Insecta; Hemiptera; Aphididae.